CCACCUGGUUCAUUUCUCCUCCGCUGUGCGCCCGUUCUUAUCUCUCCGCUCCCAGCUUCUCUUUCUCUCGCCAGCAAGGUCCUUUUUUAUUCCGGGAUUCUGUCGAAGCUUCCGGAUUCUCCUGCCGCCGUCUGGUUUCGCGGCGCGCCCGCCGCGGGCGCCUCCGCGUGGAGGCGGCGACUCGGACCGCUCAUUGGAUUGAACACACGAACAGCAGCGGCACCGAACAGCUAGAGGGAGAGAUCUAGUACUGGCCAGGAUCAUGGGUGCUCUUUGUGAUUUCUGUGGAGAGCAAAGGCCAACGAUUUAUUGCCGAUCAGAUGAAGCAUCUUUAUGCUUAUCGUGUGAUCGUAGUGUGCAUUCAGCUAAUACCCUUUCUCGGCGACAUACGAGGACCCUCCUUUGUGAUCGAUGUGCUUCACAGCCCGCAGAGGUCCGCUGUCUUGAAGAGAACGCCUCACUUUGCCAAAAUUGUGAUUGGAACAGCCAUGGUGCAACAUCCUCGGCUGCUGGCCAUAAAAGGCAGACCAUAAACGGCUACACUGGGUGCCCAUCAUCAGAAGAGCUGUCAAGAAUCUGGUCCUUUGAUAUGGAUAUCUUCACUGCAACUGCUGAGCCUAACUGUGUGGAAGGCAUAAGCAUGAUGAACAUUAAUGACAGUAGUGUCAGUAAUCAUUGUGGCGCUCAACAAGGUAACAGUCUGCUGGAUAUAGCCAACACAACACUCACGAGUGAUCCACCCACUGGUGAAAAGAUUACAUCCAGAGAUGGGAUGAAUCUUCGGCCCCUCGCCACACAUCAGCCAGCUGAACCAGUUUCAGUGACGCCCAAGGUACCCUGUGUAACAGAUGAAGAUAUGUUUAAUGAUGACAGCAUAUAUGAAAACUUCUGUGUGGAUGAUGCUGAUCUGACAUUUGAGAACUAUGAAGAACUGUUUGGUACCUCACACAUUCAGACAGAGCAACUAUUUGAUGAUGCUGGAAUUGACAGUUACUUUGAAUCGAAGGAAAUGCUAGCUGAUGAAUGUAACGAGCUCAAGCCCACGCAGCCUGAAUGUAGCAACAUGGUUUCUGCUGAUUCCAGCAUUUGCAUUCCUGCUAGGCAUGCCAUCUCCAAUAUAUCCGUCUCCUUCUCUGGGUUCACUGGUGACAGCAAUGCUGGAGAUCAUCAAGAUUGUGAGGUAUCUCAAAUGCUCCUUAUGGGUGAGCCUCCAUGGCUUCCUCCUGGUCCUGAAGGCUCACUUGCCAGUGGUAGCAGAGGUAGCGCUCUCUCACGGUACAAGGAGAAGAAGAAGAGACGAAAAUUUGACAAGAAGAUCAGGUAUGCUUCUCGCAAGGCUAGGGCAGAUGUGAGAAAAAGGGUCAAGGGUCGAUUCGUAAAAGCUGGUGAAGCAUACGACUACGAUCCACUCAGCGAAACAAGAAGCUACUGAAGCCCGAAUGCAAUUGGCUAUUAUUGAGUGUCAGACUAGCAGCAAGAUAACCUUCAGGGCUCGUUUGGUGUUGCUCGCACUAAGCAAAAGCGCUGGAGAACGCAAGCAAUUGUGCCAGACGGUGCAAUCGAAAAAGUCGGGAAAAAAUAAUAUACCAGUAGGUGAGUUGGAAAACAAGACAAAUAGAAUAGGUGCAAGAAGUUCAUGUAUGCUGUUGCUCCAUUUUCUCCUUGACAGUGGACGGAACAUGCAUAUCGUUUUCUUCUUGGUGAGUGGUUUCAAUCACUCUUCACCAUAUGUGCAUUAAUCCAAUACAAUUACUGGGGCUAGAACUCCAUCUCUAACCACCGUGUGUGCGUGGCUUCUGCGCCUGCUUCUGCCUUGGUGCUGGGCUUGCGCUGCCAGGUCGGACCUGUAGGUAACAUGAUUAAUUAUACUUCUGGAGUCGCUCCUGUAAUAUUAUUUAUAUAUGAAAUAGUCUGUAGCUAUUUAGAUAAAUACACUGGUACAUUGUUUAAAAAAUAAUCCUGGUGCCUGUCACUUGUAAAGUUUGUUCUUGUAAAGAUGUUGGGUAUAAAUUAGACGCGUUCACGUACGUGAACACUGAACA
Molecule: messenger RNA, 2042 nt
Organism: Lolium rigidum
Lineage: Eukaryota; Viridiplantae; Streptophyta; Magnoliopsida; Poales; Poaceae
Product: zinc finger protein CONSTANS-LIKE 10-like
Exons: 5
Coding region: 263-1432 (389 amino acids)
Molecular function (GO): zinc ion binding; protein binding
Source: RefSeq, a predicted model, not a curated record